Molecule: messenger RNA, 2928 nt
Organism: Morus notabilis
Lineage: Eukaryota; Viridiplantae; Streptophyta; Magnoliopsida; Rosales; Moraceae
Product: DEAD-box ATP-dependent RNA helicase 28
Exons: 19
Coding region: 248-2473 (741 amino acids)
Molecular function (GO): ATP binding; RNA helicase activity; nucleic acid binding
Source: RefSeq, a predicted model, not a curated record
UUUGGUAAAAAUUCAAAAUUUUUGGUGAUCCUGGACAGUCCGUCCAAAUUUAAACACUAAUGGUGAUUGUUCGGCUGCUUGGCCCAAAUCGAUUGACCCAAUUGUAAAGAGGAGGGGCAUAUCCAGCCGCAACUUUUCUUAAAACCCUCCGCGAAGGCAGAGACUCGAAAACCCCCUUGCUUUCGACGCCGCAAUACACAGCAGAGCAGACAACAGUCCCCUCCACGCUAGCUUGUUCUCCGUUACUAUGUCUCCAAGCUUCGUAUUCGAACCUCCCAGCGAUGAGGAAAUUGAAAAUUUGGAAUCCGAAGAGGAAGAACAAGUAGACGAAGAAGAAGAUGGAGAAGAAGACGAUGGAGGAGGAAGAGGACCGAAACCCUCUCGUCAAUCUCAGGCUCCAUGGAACUUCGCUGCGUAUUCCAAAUCGGUCGCCGAAGAACACGCUCGUAGAAGCACCACCUCCGUCGAUUUCAAGAUCACCAAAGCUCGCCAACAGCUUUCCGUCGACCCCGCCGCCGACGACGGGAACGAGAGCUCUGAACCGGAACCGGACGGACAAGAAGGUUAUAGGUCGGAAGAGGAGGACCAUGAUACUACAAAUGCCGUUGACAGCAAGUCAUUUUUUGCCCCUUCUGAUGGAGCAUCGUACCAUGCCAAUUCAUUCUUGGAGCUUAAUUUGUCGCGUCCUUUGCUUCGGGCUUGCGAGUCCUUGGGUUACGUCAAACCCACGCCCAUUCAGGCAGCGUGCAUUCCAAUGGCAUUGGCUGGGCGUGAUAUAUGUGGGAGUGCGAUCACCGGUUCUGGAAAGACGGCUGCAUUUGCGUUACCUACACUGGAGAGAUUACUAUUUCGCCCAAAGAGAAUUCCUGCAAUUAGAGUCCUUAUUUUGACCCCGACCAGAGAGUUGGCUGUGCAGGUCCAUAGCAUGAUCGACAAGCUUUCCCAAUUUACAGAUAUCAGAUGUUGCCUGAUUGUUGGAGGACUUCCAAUGAAGGUGCAAGAGACAGCUUUGAGAUCAAUGCCAGAUAUUGUUGUGGCUACUCCAGGUCGCAUGAUAGAUCAUUUACGCAAUUCAAUAUCAGUGGGUUUGGACGAUCUUGCUGUUCUUAUUCUUGAUGAGGCAGAUCGUCUUUUGGAGCUUGGAUUUAACCCUGAAAUUCAUGAGUUGGUUCGCUUUUGUCCCAAAAGGAGACAGACCAUGCUUUUUUCAGCAACAAUGACUGAGGAAGUUGAUGAGCUUGUCAAGCUUUCUCUGAAUCAACCCGUGCGCCUCUCGGCUGAUCCAUCCACAAAACGACCAGCAAAAUUGACAGAGGAGGUAGUUAGGAUACGACGUAUGCGUGAAGUAAACCGGGAAGCAGUUCUUCUCGCAUUAUGCUCCAAGACGUUUACUGUCAAAGUUAUAGUCUUCAGUGGAACAAAACAGGCUGCACAUAGGUUGAAGAUUUUAUUUGGUUUAGCUGGCUUAAAAGCUGCCGAGCUUCAUGGUAAUCUUACUCAAGUUCAGCGCCUUGAUGCUUUAGAACUAUUCAGGAAGCAGGAAGUGGACUUUUUAAUUGCAACUGAUGUGGCUGCUCGUGGACUUGACAUAAUUGGAGUCCAAACAGUCAUAAACUAUGCAUGUCCUCGUGAUCUUACAAGCUAUGUCCAUCGAGUGGGUCGUACAGCAAGAGCCGGCAGAGAAGGUUAUGCUGUUACAUUUGUGACAGAUAAUGAUAGAUCCCUUUUAAAAGCUAUUGCAAAAAGGGCGGGUUCAAAGCUGAAGAGCCGUAUCGUUGCGGAACAAUCAAUAACCAAGUGGUCUAAGAUAAUUGAGCAAAUGGAAGAUCAAGUAGCUGCAAUUCUUCAAGAAGAGAGGGAAGAGAAAGCACUUAGAAAAGCUGAGAUGGAAGCAACAAAGGCAGAAAAUAUGAUUGCCCACAAGGAUGAAAUAUUUUCACGACCAAAACGAACGUGGUUUGUGACUGAAAAAGAGAAAAAGCUUGCAGCAAAGGCAGCUAAGGCAUCUUUGGAAAAAGGAAAGACAUCUGGAAACGAGGUCCUCAGUGCCCAACAAGCAGAAGACCUAAAGAUGAAGGAAAAGAGGAAACGAGAACGAGAGAAAAAUUUGCCCCGGAAGAAGCGCCGAAAACUGGAAGCAGCUAGAGAAAUGCUAGAGGAAAAUCAAAGUGAAAAGCUAGAAGGAAAUGGAAAACAAAAAGAAAAGAGUGGUUUGUCACUUGUUGAUCUGGCUUACCGGCGUGCAAAAGCUGUGAAGGCUAAAAAGAAGGCUGUGGACGCUGGAAAAAUUGUGAUGAAGGCUAGCAAGAAACCUAAGCAUUCUUCUGAAAGAACUCAGUCAAGGACAGAAGAGAUGAGGGAACUAUUUGAAAGUGACAUGAGUGAGAGGAAGCAGAGAAGAAACAUCAGUGGAGCAGGAAAGAAAAAGUCCAAGCACUCGUUUAAAAGCAAGUCAAGGUAUAAACGCAGAUAGCAACUUCUGGUCCGCAGAUUUGACGUUUUGGUGCUAAGAUACGAAAGGAUAGCUUAUAUGUUUUUAUUACUAGGUGUUGUUUUAAUAGCAAGCAAUUUUGGUCGAGUAAGAUUGGUCGAUGCCAUAGGGAGACAUAGACAUGGUGUCUAGCUCCUACUAGUUUCCUAAUGUUAUUUCCUUAUUUAUGCUCUUAUUUCUAUAGGAUUUUAUUUCCUGUUUUUCUCUUCUUUUUUUGGCUGAUCUUCUGAGAAGAUUCUUCUCUACUUUUUUACUUUUUUUUUUUUAAAGCUAAACGUAAUUUGAUAUAUCGCUGUUGAGCAAUUUGUUUUGGGACGUAGCUAACAGGCCAACCAAUCCAUAGAGUGAAUUAGGCCGGUACGACUUUUUGUAGAUUACUUAUUUCCUCGCACUAUAAUGAGUAAAUUGGGUUUAAAUUAUUUACAUAAUUGGGGUGU